AUGAAUGACGCGGAACGAGAAGGUAGAGGGGACCUUAAAACGAGCGAGAUACAGCGAAUCCAGUUUCUCGAAGCUGAAGCAAACACGAACCUUGUAGUCACUUUUCAAUGGGACGUUCAGUGGUACAGUUGCAGUCAGCCAAGAAGCACCGUCAGAUUCGGUCCGGCCGGCGAUGACUGGACUUUCCCAUACUGGUUGGCUAGAACUGUGAAAAGGUUUCAGGCUGCUAUCGAAGCUAUUUCUAACACAUACCAGUACGUUCCUAUGCCACCUGUUUUCGAUUCCCGACUGCGUUGGCAAUCACUGGAAUAUGAUGAAACAAGGGCAUAG
This is a messenger RNA of Opisthorchis viverrini, 330 nucleotides long. RefSeq lists its product as hypothetical. The coding region runs from base 1 to 330 and encodes 109 amino acids. Lineage: Eukaryota; Metazoa; Platyhelminthes; Trematoda; Opisthorchiida; Opisthorchiidae. The record is from RefSeq and is a predicted model, not a curated record. The transcript has a single exon.